AUGGUUGAUCUGAGACCGAUCAGUUUGUGUACGGUCGUGUACAAAGUUAUAUCCAGGGUCCUAGUCGCUCGUCUGAAACCGUGGUUGGACAAGGUGGUGUCACCUACACAAUCGGCUUUCGUUCCAGAAAGAUUGAUCUCUGAUAACAUCAUUAUAGCGCAUGAGGUGGUUCAUGGAUUACGCACUCAUAGAGUGAUCUCAAAGGAGUUCAUCGCAAUCAAAACGGACAUGUCGAAAGCAUAUGAUCGUAUAGAAUGGAGGUAUAUGGAGAAACUCUUGACGGUUAUGGGUUUUGAGAAAAAUUUUGUGGACUGGAUUAUGUAUUGCGUGACCUCUGUCACCUACUCGGUUUUGAUUAACGGAGAGGAGAAAGGAAGCAUAACUCCAAAGAGAGGUUUAAGACAGGGGGAUCCUCUAUCUCCCUUCCUAUUCGAUCUGUGCACUGAAGGCUUGUCUCAUCUCCUGAAUAAAGCCGAGAGUAUUGGAGCCAUUGAAGGGAUCAAGUUUUCUGAAGAGGGUCCUGCGAUUCACCAUUUGCUUUUCGCGGAUGACUCUCUGUUAAUGGUGAAAGCGACUGAUGAGCAAUGUACAGAGAUUCGUAAGAUCUUGAGAGUGUAUGAGGAGAACUCUGGACAGAUGAUCAGCCUUGCUAAAUCGUCCAUUACUUUCGGUGGAAGGAUUGAGAUGUCCAGGAAGGUAAAGAUAAAAGAAAUUCUUGGUAUAGAGCCUGAAGGAGGUACUGGAAAAUACUUAGGUUUACCAGAAUGUUUCAGUGGCUCUAAGGUGGAGAUGUUACACUACAUUCAGGAGAAGAUGAAAUCCCGUUUUCAUGGGUGGUACGGUAGGUUCCUAUCUGCUGGGGGAAAAGAUAUUUUGCUAAAAACUGUGGCGAUGGCAAUGCCAGUCUUUGCAAUGUCGGUGUUCAACUCCCAAAGACCACUUGAGGGUAAGUCCAAGAUUCACUGGUUGGCCUGGGAGAAGCUAGUCUUGGGGAAGGAUCAAGGAGGGAUGGGUUUUAGAGAUAUUGAAAAUUUUAAUCAAGCUUUGCUUGCGAAACAAGGCUGGCGGCUACUGAUGCAUCCUGAUUCUCUAUGUGCACAAGUCCUUCGUAGUAGAUACUACCCAAACGGGUCUUUUAUGAAGGCAUCUAUGGGGUCAAGGCCAUCUUACGCGUGGAGGAGUAUAUUAUUUGGCCAACAGUUGUUGGUGAAAGGGCUGAGAAGGACCAUUGGCUCAGGACAGGAUACUUAUGUGUGGUUAGAUAAACGGCUUUUCAGAGAUUCUCCAGUAGCUCCCCUACGUAAGCCUAUUUUGUUUGAUGUGGAUUUAAAGGUCUCUGAUCUUAUUAACCCUCAAACUAAGUUCUGGGACAGGGGAAAAUUGGAGGAGAAUUUUUUCCCACCUGAUAUUGAACUGAUUUUAAAACAGAAGCCAGUUCUGGAAGAAGUUGAUGACUAUGAAUGGGUUCAUACUCAUUGGGGAGGGUACACUGUAAAGUCGGGGUAUUGGUUGGUUUCGCGACUAGAGUAUUCUGAUGUUCAAAAGGAAUGUCUCGCGCAACCUUCAAACCAUGGUCUGCUUGGGAAGGUUUGGAAGGUGAAAACAGCCCCAAAGAUCAGGAUAUUUAUGUGGAAAUCCCUCUCAAAUGCACUUGUUGUAAAUGAUGGUAAGGAGUACUCGGCGAUUGAUACGGUGGCAAAAGUUGUUGAGGAUUCAAGUCACUGGUUUGAGGCUCAGAAAGGUAGGGAUGAAGAGGUGGAAUCGGAAAACAGAGAGAUGAGGGCUAGAGACAGGUGGGAGGCACCAAAAGCAGAAUCCAUGCGAAGUCAUCAUGUGGAAAAGGUUAUCUUCGAAGUAGAGUCUGCGGAUUUGUUUGGUGCGGUUACCAAGCCCAAGGCUUGGCCUGCUUACAGAUACCAAGGGACGGAACUGAGGAAAGCUUUGGUGGGUGUUCAGGGGUGGGACUUCUCGGUCGUUAGCGCGAAGUCAAACAGAUGUGCACAUGCUAUUGCACAAAGUGUGACGAAGGAGAAGAGGCACCAGUCCUAUGUUGCGAUGGGUAACCCACAAUGGUUGAGGGAUCUUUUUGAAGCUGACAGACAAAGGCUAGGUUAA
Messenger RNA from Brassica rapa (field mustard), 2115 nucleotides. RefSeq lists its product as uncharacterized. Lineage: Eukaryota; Viridiplantae; Streptophyta; Magnoliopsida; Brassicales; Brassicaceae. The record is from RefSeq and is a predicted model, not a curated record.